AUGUGCUUUGAUGCAUUGAAGAAAGGUUGGUUAGAAGGAUGUAGGAGAAUCAUAGGUUUUGAUGGUUGUUUCUUAAAGGGUGCUUGUAAAGGUGAGCUUCUAGUUGCUGUUGGCAAGAAUGGAAAUCAGCAAAUGUUUCGUAUAACAUGGGCAGUUGUGGACAAGGAGACAAAACAUAGCUGGAGUUUUUUCAUCAACUACUUGAAAGAUGAUUUGCAAUUGGGAACUGGAGAAGGAUUGACUGUGAUGGCAUAUAUGCAAAAGGGAUUUAUAGCAGCUUUAAAUGAAGUUUUACCUAAUGCUAAAUUUAGGAUGUGUGCCAGACAUAUCUACUCUAAUUGGCAUAAGAAAUGGAAAGGGAGGAAAGGAGAAAACAGUUUUGGAGCUUCUAGGCAUAAAUCAAUUAUAACUAUGUUGGAGGAGAUUAGAAGGAAAAUAAUGACUAGGCAAGUGGAUAUGUUAAAAUUUGCUAAUACUUGGAUAUCUGAUAUAUCACCUAUGGAAAGGCUACUGUUAGAGGAUAGCAAAGAGCUUGCUAGAAAAUGUACUGUCCUUUGGAAUGUUGAUGUUGGAUUUGAGAUUGGAGAAGGACUGCAUAAGCAUGUAGUUAAUCUGACUGAUAAGGUUUGCACUUGUAGAGCUUGGCAGUUGAGGGGUAUUCCAUGCCAACAUGUUGUUCUUGCAUACUAUCGCAUAAACAAAGAACCUGAACAGGCAGUGGAGCAUUGGUAUAAGAGGGAUACCUUCUUAAAAGCAUACAAGUAUUUCAUCCAGCCUAUGACGAAUAUGAAGAUGUGGACUGAAACCGACAAUCCUAAGAUAGAGCCUCCCAAAACUAAACCCAUGCCUGGUAGACCACAGAGGAACAGAAGAAAAGGCAAAGAUGAACCAAAAAAGAAAUAUGGAAAGUUGUCCAAGUGUGGAGUGAAAAUGACAUGUUCCAAGUGCCAUCAACAAGGACAUAACAAAAGAUAUUGUAAGGCUGAAAAUUGGAUGCCUUCUCAGCAAGGUAGCCAAACCUCACAAGGUGCUAGCCAACCUGAUGCAGUUGGAAGCUCAAGCCAACCUACAAACUCUGUGUGUUUUGAUACAACAAGGCCCGGAACAUCAAGCCAACGAGUUAUUGCAAGUGGUUUAACUUAUAAGAGUGCAGCUCCAACAGGAAUUGACCUUGGUUUUAAGGCUAGAGGCUUGAGAAGUUGUAUAUUACAGCAGUUUCAAAAUUCAGCAGCUAUAUAUUACAACAGCAGUUUCAAAAUUCAGAAGUUUAUAACAAAAUUCAGCUGUACAGAAGUUUAUAGCAACAACAGCUGA
Messenger RNA from Nicotiana attenuata, 1314 nucleotides. RefSeq lists its product as uncharacterized. The record is from RefSeq and is a predicted model, not a curated record. Bases 1 to 1314 code for a protein of 437 amino acids. Gene Ontology annotation, molecular function: zinc ion binding. NCBI's taxonomy places the organism in Eukaryota, Viridiplantae, Streptophyta, Magnoliopsida, Solanales, Solanaceae. The transcript has 6 exons.